AUGGGAAAAACUCUAACCCCCCUCCGAACGAACAAAUUUUGUUUACUCACUGAGGGGGUUAAUUUUUUUUUUAAAAAAAAUUUAUAUAUAAAUUUUAUAGAAUUUUUUUUUCGAAAUUUUAAAAAAUCCCACUUCUCGGAAUUGGAAGGAAAUAUUAAUUUAAUUUCCUAAAUUUAUGUUUUAAAAACGCAAUUUGUUGAAAAUUAAAUAGAAUUAGCUCGAGAUUUUAUGAUAACAGUUAUCACUUAUAUAUCAAAAUUGUUUUCCAUAAAAAAAUUUUCUAUUAAAAACAUUGUUGUUCACUCACGGAGGGUGGGUUUUUUUGGGCAAGAAAUAGCGAUUUUUCUAAUGGUUUUUCUCAUUCACGGAGGGGGAGUAAGCAAAAAUGUGUGUGGAGGCUGCACUGAAAGAGUACAAACACUUGAAACCCUUGACGAAAAAUACCAAAAGCCGCAAGAAGAAGAAAUUUUGGUUAAUGGCCGGACAUUUAGAGAGUUAACGCUUUUAGAAAUUUUAAAAGGAAAAGAGUAUAGCACCAGGGUAACAACAGGAUAUGGCACAGAUCGAAGCAUGUUAAGAGACGAAAAAUCAAUAACAUUUUCAAAUAGCCAAGAAUUUCCAGUACCUAAAUCUCAACAGCUUAAAACAAUAACAGAUGUCUCUGAAACCCAAGUUCAUCCACCAGCUCCAGUUAAAUUUGCUUCAAAACAGCGUAAAAGGCUCUCUCCGCUUCCGGAAACCAUAAAAACCAAAGACAAAAGCACCCAAAAAGCUGCUUCAAAGCCAAAAUUUUCUGCAAGAAGCCGAUCUCCUGGCUGUGUCAGUGUAAGUUUAUAUAAGAAAACACCAACUAAACAUCAAGCAACUAAGCCUAAGCACACCAGAUCUCAAUCAAAUAAUUUCAGCGAGACCACUCUAAAUAUUCUUGAACAGUUGCGCUUACAAAAUUCAAUUCUAAUUGAUGACAUUUCAAUACUUGACAGAGAAAUUUCGAGAGAGCUGGAAAAUAAAUCUCCUUUAACCGAAAAUUUUACGAUAGAUCUAUCACCAAUAGUACGAAGAAGUCGCGAUUCGAAUCGAUAA
Messenger RNA from Blepharisma stoltei, 1083 nucleotides. The record is from the annotation of a GenBank genome assembly. NCBI's taxonomy places the organism in Eukaryota, Ciliophora, Heterotrichea, Heterotrichida, Blepharismidae.